This is a messenger RNA of Linum tenue, 1101 nucleotides long. NCBI's taxonomy places the organism in Eukaryota, Viridiplantae, Streptophyta, Magnoliopsida, Malpighiales, Linaceae. The record is from the annotation of a GenBank genome assembly.
AUGUUUGGUGGUCUGCAGUUUGGACUGUUGCUUGCGUGUAUUGUGUUGUUUGUACCUAUGGUAAUGGCGGGCUGGCAUUUGAGUCGUAACAAGAUGCUCUUCUUUAGCGGCGCCCUUUUCAUCAGUCUCGCGGUAUGCGUCCACUUGACUCCCUAUUUCCCCUCCGUCUCUGAUUUCGUGACCUCUGUACAAUCAGUAGUUAUAUUUGAUAACCGCGACGAUUCUUGCAUUAACUUGGUGAACGAAGUCGUGUGGGAUAUGAAGCCUAUCGUUGGUGGUGUCAGUGUGUCAUCGGCGGUAGCGUUUGAGAAGAAUUGGGGGUGGUCGAAGUCUUGGAAAGUGAUGGCUUGUGAAUUUCAGAAAUUGGGCAAGGGUGAUAUCUCCGAUCUACUCAACGGAUCCUGGGUUGUUGUGGCAGGGGACUCCCAGUCACGGUUAGUCGUUCAAUCGCUGUUGGGUUUAGUUUUGAACUCAGAACGAAUGGAAUCGAUCAAAGGGGAUUUGUUUAGAAGACACAGCGACUAUGGAAUUGUUGUUGAAGAAAUGGGAAUGAAAUUGGAUUUUGUGUGGGCCCCUUACGUUGCAAAUUUGAGCAACUUGAUGAUGGGUUUUAAGCAGAACAGAAGUUACCCCGAUGUCUUGGUAAUGGGAGCAGGGCUGUGGCAUAUGCUGCAUUUCACAAAUGCCUCGAGUUACGGUGUCGAUUUGAAGUCAUUGAGGAGCUCUGUGGUGUCGCUGCUGCCAUUGGCACCCGAAUUGGGAACUGAUGGCCCUGUAAUGGGUACAGUCUCUGUAAGAUCGCCACACUUGUUUUGGCUGGGCAUGCCGAUGUUGAUAAAUGGGAUGCUAAACACGGAAGAGAAGAGGGAGAAGCUGAGUGAUGAAAUGUGGCAUGCUUAUGAUAAGGUGCUGCGUGACAGUAGGCUCUUGCAUAGAUAUGGCGGGCCGUGUCUGUUGCUUGAUAUUCAAUCCUUGAGUUGGAAUUGUGGGCCUCGUUGUACAGUUGAUGGAAUGCAUUACGAUGGAGCUGUUUAUGAAGCAGCUGUACAGAUUCUGUUGAAUGCAUUGCUGAUAGAAUCUCAUCAGAAGCUCAUUACAUAG